Messenger RNA from Penicillium samsonianum, 582 nucleotides. RefSeq lists its product as uncharacterized. NCBI's taxonomy places the organism in Eukaryota, Fungi, Ascomycota, Eurotiomycetes, Eurotiales, Aspergillaceae. The transcript is spliced from 5 exons. The record is from RefSeq and is a predicted model, not a curated record. The coding region runs from base 1 to 582 and encodes 193 amino acids.
AUGGCGUCGCCGUUGCCCCCAAACAUCGAUCCCAGACUGGAUUCUCAGCUUGGUGAACUGAUGGAUAUUCCCAACCCAAUGAAAACAGAGCCCGAUGAGGCCUCAAACGCCGAGACUGGUAUCGCGACUCCUUCGCCUGAUCCGUCUUUGUGGCCGUAUGAUGAUUGUUGGACAAGCUCCCGUCCCAUCGAGCCUACAGUCUGGGCUCCCAAUGCCAAGCUUUGCGACUGUCUCGAGCACUCCGAAACUACUUGGCCAGCCGAGCAUGCUAUUCUUCUCAUUCCAGACUGUGCAAAACGGUGCCCGUACUGUACGUGGAAGACCGACAAGUCUGCACAGGUCAAUGUCGAAAAUCCUGCCCCAUUGUUGCGUCGACACAUCCGUGACUAUCACCUGAAAGGGAGCAAUGACUACCCCGGUAUUACCGUUGAUCCGCUACGUGUGUAUAUCUAUCGGCUUUUCCUCUAUUUAUGGUUCCCUGCUAACUCCGGUACCACUAGGUGUAAGAAGGUUCGGUACACUAACUACGAGCUCACCCGAGGCGGUCGUCCUACUCUCGAGAAGAACACCGAGGAGGCAUAG